UAGUGGCUGGAACAUUUCUGUUUCGUGGAGAUCCUCUUGAUCCUCCUGUCUGAUGAUCCCUCAUUCCCUCUGAACUAAUGACAUUGCAGGGCAUUCGGCUCUCCUGACAGAACAGACCUAGCCUGUUUUAAUAAUAAGUGUCUAGGUGGCAGACUUGCAGCUUUUGGCCGUUUUCUCCAGUUUUCCCAGCGGUCUAACAACUCCCAUCGCCUCCAUACCGGGGCGGGUUCUCGUGGGCGGGCCGGCGAUGGAACAUGGAGCGUUGGCGCCAUCAACACCGGAAGUGGCCGUUGUCAGGGAGCCGGGGAGCGGCGGGAAGGAGCGGAGCAUCGAUACCGGGACUGGGAGCUGGGCCGGAGGGGGACAUGCUACCCGGCAAAUACCGGCCAAGGCUGCUCGGAAACCCGAUUAAUACUUGUGGUCUUCAAUUAUCCGUGCAGGCUUCAGCAGUCGGAGACCGAUCAUCCCAGAAACAACAGUUUGAUUAUAAAGUAAACAAGGAGUUCCUUCCCUCACACAAGCUUUUGAAUGUAGAAGGUGACAAGAAUUUCCAUGGCAAACCAGAAGGAACAUGCAAUGAUGAUCUACUCCGCCACUACUCAGAACCGUUAUCAAAGGGGAUAGCUGCGGAUGUGCCUUCACAUAGUCCUGCUUCAAUAAAAUGCAAGUCUCGACAGGGCUCUCAAAGUGCUGUGCCUUCCCCUUCACAUGGUCAAGGAGCCUUGCCGUACUUACCAGGUGACAAUGUCAUUUUCUCUGAGCUUCCUUCAGCGCCUGGAAUACCUGUUGUGUAUCGUACACCAGAGCAGCGGGCAGAGCAUUCUGAUAGACUGAAUUUAGACAGGCGAAAUCUUACAGUCUGUCCAAUAUUGGAGGGCGAGCAGCAACUUCGCCUGUUGAAUUUCCAGCAUAAUCUGAUUACUCAGAUAGAGCACGUUUCAAAUCUGCGUCGCCUUAUCUUUUUGGAUCUAUACAACAAUCAGAUUGAGGAAAUCUCAGGUCUUUCUUCUCUGAAGUCACUUCGUGUCCUUAUGCUGGGCAAAAACAGAAUCAAAAAUAUUUCCAAUCUUGAGAAUCUGACUGAUCUGGAUGUGCUAGAUCUACAUGCAAACCAGAUUUCUAAGAUGGAAAACAUUAAUCAUUUGAGUGAACUUCGAGUCCUGAAUCUUGCAGGGAACCUCAUUGUACAUGCCGAAAAUAUGAAUGGCCUUGAUUCACUGACAGAACUCAACCUCAGACGCAACUGCAUCGAAACUGUUAGAGAUGCAGACACAUUACCUUGUCUCCAAAGAAUUUUCCUCAGCUUUAACAACAUAUCCAGAUUUGAGAACAUUGCUUGUCUGGCAGACUCUUAUUCGCUCUCUGAGGUUACCCUGGAUGGCAAUCCUAUAGCUCAGGAGUCAUGGUACAAGUAUACGAUUCUGCGACACAUGGUGCAGCUACGACAGUUGGACAUGAAGAAAAUCACGGAAGAAGAGAGGCGAAUGGCGUCGGUCAUGGCCAGGAAAGAAGACGACAAAAAACGUGAAAUCCACAAGCAGGCCAUCUUGAAGGAGAAACGGCGCUUGGCUAUCAGUAAUGCUGCCAGACAGUGGGAGAUGCAGCAGUCCAUCGCCACAGCGAAGCAUACACAGCCAGCACAAGUGAAGCCUCCUUGCACAGCCAGUAAUAUCAAUAUUCACAAGCCGUGUCAUCUCAACGAGUGUGAACAUGAAUUGUGGCAGCAUGAAUCAAGCCAACCAAGUCCCAAAAGCAGCAUUAGAAAGGAAAGAGCAGAAAGCAACAAACAAGAAUUCAGUAAAGCUGAAAAGCCCCAUAAUUUGAGGUCUGACGGGAUGCUGACUUCUGGAGUGUCAGGGCUGUCAAUUGCAGAGUCUCACCUGGCCGAGCUGGACAGAGACACAUUACACCUGUAUGGGUUUGGUGCUCUGGAAUCCCUGGAACGCAGCUGGGGCGUACAGGCAGCCGCUGCCGUCACAACGGUCUCUUUCAUGUUUAUUGACUUUGAUGACAUCAUUCCCAUAUUACCACGGUUAAGGAUUAAAUUCCCAAAUAUUUUGCACUUCAAGUUCCAGGACACCAAUCUGCACAAACUGCAGCAGUUCAAUGCGCUGGCACUGGGUCGCCGACUGGACCAGCUUACCGUCAGUCCUCAGGGGAACCCAGUGGUGAACUUCACUCUCUGGAAGUACUACGUUCUCUUCAGGCUUAAUCAUUUUGGUCUUCAAAAAAUAAAUGGUGUUGAGGUAACUCCCAUGGAUAUAGUAAUGGGUGAACGAUUCUUUGGAAUUUUAUCACGUGUGGCUGCCUCUCAUCUACCCCAGCCUCGACUCCUUUCAUUACUUGGAGAAAUCAAAAAGAAACAGCUGAAUUUCAUACUGGCGGGGAAAGGAAAGAAGCCUGGGAUCACAGUGGAGGAGUGUAAGGACAGCAUAAAGCUUGGAGCUGAAAGCAUAGGUCGUGCUGUCCUGAAUUACUCCAAUAAGGACAUCGCCACAGAACAAUUAAAGGAAACGAAGAUGUUUUGCCAAACAUAUGUGCGGGGACUAGUUAAAGAUGCUGCCCUGAUCAAUGUUAAAAAUGAAUCCCUGCACAAGCUGUGGCCACAGAUUUUCAUUGAACUUGUGCGAGACUGUGUCAUUCAGAUGAGCAAUAAAAACUCACAUAUGAAGCUGUGCCUAAAGAACAUAAUGGAGCAGAAAUGAACAGAACAGAUGACUCCACUGCAGCUUGUGCUCAGAAUUAAACAUCUAUUUGAGAGCCCUCAGCACCAGAAUCACUCCAUCUCCAUUUACAAAGCCCAUGGAGUUGUUUCUUCAGCAUUUCCACUUCAUCGGAACAAGUAUUACCAAAUCACAAUCUGUAAGAAACUGCAAUCCUGUAGAGAGUGUGCACACCAGUGAAAAGGAAGUCAGAACCACUGUAACCUGUCUUCCCCUUUAACUGCAGGUACGCAGAGCAGUGUGGCGAAACAGACUGUCUAUGUAGGUAUUCCACUGCUAGUGUCUCCUGAUGACAUUAUCUCUUGUGGAUUUCGGCCACAAGUGUUCUAACUGAAUGUUUGGUCUUCUAGUAACAUGUCUCGGCGUGUUUGGAUGAUGUAGUACUUGCAGCCAGGAUCACAACCUGUGAAUUUCAAUUCGCUGUUUACUCAUUCAUGUGGAGCUCACUGGGAAUCUUUCUAAAAAUCUUUCUUGGAAGUAUUAUACCACAGCAGUUUUAAAGUAGAUUGUAUUUUAAUUCUGUUUUAAUGGCAAGUGGAGCAUAGCCUUUUCUGGCUCAUUGUGCAACUCUGAGGGUAUUUCACCUGUUUCAGGAUUGCUGUCUGUAAGCGCAGUGGGAUCUGUUAUCUGUCUGUAUGAUGGCUUUACCUGUUCCCACGGCUCAGCACUGGAUGAGACGCCAAUAACAGUCUGAUUUUACAGUAACUGUGUUCCACAUUCGUUAUAUUAGUAGGCAGCUGCCACAAUGUUCUCUUAACUUAAGAAAGGGUUUACAGUGGAAUUUUUGCCAAAUUCACUUUAUCUCAUUGACUAAUGCUGUUUUUGUGUUUAUCAGACUACUACAGGGAACCAUGUAAACAUUAUGCAUAGCUUUGAUAAUAUUUGAUGUUUCAAUAGUUAAUGCCAUGUCCCACUGCAGACACACAGGAUGAAAUAGGUCAGCAGCCUUGGUCAAUUUGGCUAUACAUUUGGACUUCCACUGCUUUGAACUUUAACACCAUAUAUCUUCCACUGUUACUUUGCAACAAAUAUCUAACAAUCUCAGCAAAACUAUGCCCAAGACCAGCUGUGUUAAACGUAAAAUAUUAUCCAAUGAUACGUUUAUUAAAAUAGCCAACUCACCACAUCAAGACUUUAAUGCCAAAGAUGUGCCAUGAAUUCCUCAUCGUGAGUCGAUUGGAGGCAGCACACACAUUAACAUUGCAAUACGUAGGACACUGUGCUACAGUAGAUUGGCUACUUGGAUGUGGAUCCAUUCUGGUGUGUGCCAAGUGUGCAUUAAGUGUGCAUUGGGCACUUAAUAUGCAUUAGAUCUGGGCAUUACUACAUGCUGUAUAUUUUUGAUAAAAUGCACAGUUUAGUGUUCAGAUAUCAGUUAAUUUCUCCAAAGAUUUGCAAUUGACAGUUUGUGUAACAUUUUAAAAAAACGAUUCUGGCUUUUCUUCUGAAAAUUUGACAUAAUUUGCUUCAAAUUGCUCUGUUUUGUUGUGGAUCUGUACUGAAAGUUUCUCUGUUUUGUGGGGUGUGAGAAAGGAAACUAUUAAUCUAGAAUUGCUGCUUUAUGAAUGAAGUUUUAUAAUUUCAAUAAUUCAUCAAAUAUUCAAUUUGAAUUCAGUGAGUUACCAGACUGACAUCAAGCGUUGAAAUUUACAUACUAUUCAUUAUUCUGACUUUUAUAUGCCUGUUUAAUUGAUGUAAUGCACUAACAAUUUUUCAGAUUACAUAAUCACUAGAACAUUGUUUAUAUCUCAAUGAGAUUUAAUGUUUGUUCAUUACUGGUUUAAAGUCAGAAUACUAUUAAAGUUUCUUUCA
This is a messenger RNA of Hypanus sabinus (Atlantic stingray), 4535 nucleotides long. Its product is annotated as leucine-rich repeat-containing protein 49. Bases 255 to 2705 code for a protein of 816 amino acids. The transcript has 18 exons. Lineage: Eukaryota; Metazoa; Chordata; Chondrichthyes; Myliobatiformes; Dasyatidae. The record is from RefSeq and is a predicted model, not a curated record. Gene Ontology annotation, molecular function: protein binding.